Entrophospora sp. SA101 is the source of this 486-nucleotide messenger RNA. The record is from the annotation of a GenBank genome assembly. Lineage: Eukaryota; Fungi; Glomeromycota; Glomeromycetes; Entrophosporales; Entrophosporaceae.
AUGUCACAUUCUAGCAGAAACUUUAAUAAAUUAUCAAAAUUUGAAAAUGCAAAAGCAUUACGUGUUCUUCCCAACCUUAAAGUCCAAAUUAAAGAUGUAUUCAAAAAUAUUUGGCAUCAAAGUUAUAAUGGAUUAUUUGAUGAAGCAUUUAAUUUGGAUGAACUCCCAAAUUACAAUUCAAUUACUGAGGAAGAGUUGAAACACUUUGUUGAAGUUAUCAAAAAUACGUUUAAAAAUAAGAUCAAUGUUAAUGAAGCAACUGGUACAGGCCCUGUGGACUAUUUAGUGAAACAUGAUGAUUUUGUAAUGCUGAUUAAUGAGGCAGAAUUGGAAGAUUUCACUAAGGGAAUAGCUCAAAACAUUAUGCAAUUGCAUAGUGCAUCAGAGGAACUUCAUCCUGAACCCUUAUUUGGUUCUGAUGAUUCAGUAAAACCAAGAUCAUCUACAAGAACAACUUUAUCAAUUGUGGGAAAGAAGUUAAAUUAA